UGCAACGGAGAGCGAGUACAUAGCGGACCCCAAGUCGGCGGGCGUGAGUCAGUGCGUCAGCAGACACCUUUCGCGAUGGUCAACUAUCGACGAGUAGUGUAUGAGGUAGCGGCGUUGGGCGCGUUAUUGGCGCUCGCUGCGGCAGCUCCACUUAAUUCUGACUGUAAGGAAGAAUACAAUCAGAGUCAGAAUGGAACGGAAAAUUUUCGGGUUCACGUAAACGGGCUAGUCAUCGCCAUGAUGCCGGCCGAGUCGUUUGCCGAAUCAUUGUUGUCGGCGAUGCCCGACUUAGAAGAGCUGUUGGAGUCUGAAGGGAUUAAUCAGUUGCAACAACAAAAGCCGAAACCUCCGAUGGUCACCUCUCCGCCUAAGCCUGAAGAAAAACCUCAAACGGAGUCCGAAGUUUUGGCCACAUCUGAAAAUCCAAAGCCUACAGAAUCGGCGGCGCCUUUGAGCGAUGUCUCCAUAAAAUCAGAUACACCACACAAUAAAGAAGCGUCCGUAAAUAAACAAAAACGACCACAAAGGCUGAAAUCAAUGCUGGCUAGUUUGUUGCUGCCCCUGAUGCGUAAGAACAGACAUCACUAA
Molecule: messenger RNA, 588 nt
Organism: Bombyx mandarina (wild silkworm)
Lineage: Eukaryota; Metazoa; Arthropoda; Insecta; Lepidoptera; Bombycidae
Source: RefSeq, a predicted model, not a curated record